Messenger RNA from Venustampulla echinocandica, 1989 nucleotides. RefSeq lists its product as uncharacterized. The record is from RefSeq and is a predicted model, not a curated record. The coding region runs from base 1 to 1989 and encodes 662 amino acids. Lineage: Eukaryota; Fungi; Ascomycota; Leotiomycetes; Helotiales; Pleuroascaceae. The transcript has 2 exons.
AUGCGAUUGAUCAAGGCAGACACAAUUCAAAUAUAUGAAUUUCCAGACGUCAAAACGGCUCCAGCCUUCGCCAUACUGUCCCAUACAUGGAGCGAUCAAGAGUGUAGUCUUCGAGAUAUGGACGACCCCGGAGCUAAAUCAAAAACUGGAUAUAUGAAGAUUAAGUAUUGUUGUGAACAGGCUCUAAAAGAUGGAUUCGAGUGGGCCUGGGUUGAUACCUGUUGUAUUGAUAAAACUAGCUCUGCAGAGUUAUCGGAAGCCAUAAACUCAAUGUUCCGAUGGUAUCGAACCGCAGCAAUAUGUUACGCUUAUCUUUCCGACGUAGCUAAUCUAUCCGAAUUAGAGCGAAGCAGGUGGUUUACUCGAGGUUGGACAUUGCAGGAACUCGUUGCGCCAAGGGAAAUUGUAUUCUAUUCUUCCGAUUGGACCUUACUUGGUUCGAAGCUUAAGAUAUCAGAUAAGCUUUGUAAGAUCACCAAUAUCGAUGCAGAAGUACUAGCGACCGGUGCUUUCCACCAUGUCAGCAUCGCAGGAAGAAUGUCUUGGGCAGCAAGUCGACAGACAACUCGUGUCGAAGACCUAGCAUAUUGCCUCAUGGGAAUCUUCGACAUCAAUAUGCCCCUUCUAUAUGGAGAAGGCAAAAAGUCUUUUAUCCGACUCCAAGAAGAGAUCUUAAGAGUGUCUGACGAUUCCUCACUUUUUGCUUGGGGCCUUCCAGCAAACAUCCGGUCCGGACACGAUUUUUUUGCAACUCAAGACUAUGCAGACGGAUCAAAAUUGCGUGGCUUAUUUGCGGAAUCACCUGCAGCUUUCAAACAAUGUCAUCGGAUCCAACCGUUGGAAAAUUGGAAGACACCGGCUGAAGCAAUUGAAACGAAGGGCGGCGUAGAGAUUACUCUACCGGUAUUUGAGAGUGGCCUACAUCUAGCUGCCGCGAUGCCUUUCACCUUGGAUGAACUGUAUGACAGCUAUCUUUGUAUUCCUCUCAUGCGGGGCAGUAACAGUCGUGUUGCCCGCUGGGGCGAGCUAGUUCAGAUUCCCGUGUCUGGCCACAGCUUGGAGGACAUUCGAGUAGCGAAGUGGUCGACAGAACGUCUUCUUAUAUCACCGCCAGUGUCAGUCCGCAUGCAGCCACAAGCGGCGGUCAAACAUUUUGAUAUCUCAGGAAUGUCAAGGCCUAAAGAUAACCUGAACUAUAUCCUUGAAGAGGUUUAUUGUCUCCCGCAUGCUCGAUACUCAGCAGAAGAUGGAGAGGUCACGCUGUCAGAAAUGAAAGAAGGGCCGCACGCUGUAUUGUUCUUCACACAGAAUUUCAAGAGCCAAGAAAUCGCUGAAUUAAAUUCGGGGAAAAACAAGGCAGAAGUCAAGAGUAAGUUGCAUCAGGAGGGAAGCCAAAGAUAUGGCCGCACGGGCUCGGAAAUCGCAGGGAUAAAGGGACUCAGAGUCGUCGAACUGAAUUCGAGACAACCGAGAUUUGCAGUUCUCCUUGGUAGAAACAAUACUGCUGACUAUGGAAGCGGUUCUAGUGGUUCUUGGAUGAAGUUCAUCCACAUCCUGGAUGAGAACAAAGCAGAUGAGGAUUUUCAUUCUUUGUUACAAAGAAACGCAGAGCUGGUCCGAUAUUGCGCGACAAGAAGUCAGAUAAUAUCUGCUUUGGCACACCAAGAAGCUGAGAGGUCGUUCUUAUGGGAUAGUAGCAAGGAUACCAAAUACGGUUGCUGGAUUCAGCAUCGGGAAGAACACUUCUCGGUACAGAAGUUCGGAGGUCGAAGACUCCCAACGGCCGUAUACAAGCAUCAUAAAAACGUCCGAGAUGUAUUCGUCGAUAUUAGCUUUCAGGCGGAGUGGAGAAAUUUUAUGGAGCUGAAGAUUGUAUAUUCUAUGAAAAUCUAUGCCGAGGAAGACCGAUGGAAGAAGCGCUCUCCGAGGGUGGAUAACCAGCCUAGCAAAUCCAUAGCUAGGAUGGGCAUGUACUGGUUAUUGAGGUAA